Schistocerca gregaria is the source of this 617-nucleotide messenger RNA. RefSeq lists its product as uncharacterized. The coding region runs from base 38 to 604 and encodes 188 amino acids. The record is from RefSeq and is a predicted model, not a curated record. Lineage: Eukaryota; Metazoa; Arthropoda; Insecta; Orthoptera; Acrididae. The transcript is spliced from 3 exons.
CGACCGAUAGGUAAGGGCCACAAAUACAACGCUACUGAUGAGCAAACGAGUAAGAGGAGGUCAUGGACAGUUUACAUGGGACAGCGUUGUUAGGGACAAACAUCGAGAGAACUAUUUAGGGCAGGCAUUUCACUCGACGCAAAUCAGAACAUUUAACAAUCCCAAUCCGAAGAAAUGCGAUUUUUACUUGAAGGAAGGGGGAAAAGAGGACGAGAGCCAGCGUGAGGGGGAAAUAAGGGAGGUAAAAGAGCGUGAAGAGCGACUGAUGAGGCAGUUGUUGGGCCUUCCUGAAAAACCAGCCGAGACGUUAGAACUGAGCGUCGAAUUACCAAGAGACGAGAAUGGCGAGGGCCGCGUCGGAGAGGACGAGUCAAAAAAGUCGCACCGCCACCACCACCACCACCACCACCAUCGAAAAAAGCACAGAGACGAAAACCGCGAGCACAGACACCGGAGAGACUCUGCUCGCAGCGAGCGUUCCGACGCGUCGCCGAAGAGACCAACGGCGAAGAGGAGAUGUCGGUCGCCGGAGAGCCGGUCCGUCCGCCCCGAGGAGGAGCGCUCCUCUUCUCGAUACGACAGCAAAAGAAAAAGCGAUUAUUGAAACAGACGAAAUA